Molecule: messenger RNA, 1523 nt
Organism: Camponotus floridanus (Florida carpenter ant)
Lineage: Eukaryota; Metazoa; Arthropoda; Insecta; Hymenoptera; Formicidae
Gene: Zip88E
Product: zinc transporter ZIP1
Exons: 4
Coding region: 349-1422 (357 amino acids)
Biological process (GO): zinc ion transmembrane transport
Cellular component (GO): plasma membrane
Molecular function (GO): zinc ion transmembrane transporter activity
Source: RefSeq, a predicted model, not a curated record
UAAAUAGCGACUAAUGUGACAGUAAUAAGUAUCGAGAGCUCUAUCGGUGUUAUCUUUCGUCAGAUUAAGGUCGUGCCUCGAGACUCGAGACGUGUCUGUGCGCAGAAUUGUUGUGACGCACAGAGGGUCAUCGGAGCUGCCUUCUCCCAAAGUGUUUCUCUUUAAACAAAGAUCAAGUUCGAGGUGGAACCACGACGACAAACAUCUCACGUUCGAUGGUAGGCGAGAAGGGAUCCCGUACGUCAAGUCAUCGCUUAGUCUCACGAAGCGGGACCAAUCUCGGGGAAUCAGUCUCGGUAGCAGUCGAGAUCGCGGUAAGAAAAGAGAUCACAACUCGACUACUAGGCGAUGAUGUUCGCUAACGCGGUACAAGCGAAGCUGGCGUCGAUGGUGCUGAUCGGCGCCGGUAGCUUCUUCAUCGGCAUCGCGCCCGCCUUCUUCAUCUCGAGCGUGCAACGUCUACAACGAAGACUGCUGCUCUCCUGUGCCCUUUGCUUUGGCGCCGGUGUCCUCCUGGCAACCUCGAUGCUGCACGUAUUGCCGGAAGUGCGCGAGGCUUUGCCCGAAUACGCCGAACUCAUGUUCUCCUGCGGCUUCCUCGUACUCUACCUGGUCGAGGAAUGCGUUCAUUACGUUUGUCGAAGCGGCGAUCACGUGGCCGAGACGAAUCCUUCCAGGCAAAGCAACGAGCGAGGUUGUUUGAACUGCCGAAACCAUUCCCAUGAGGUCGGUUACAAUGCCACCACACAAGAUAACAAAGUUUACGUAUCCGAAGGAAAUACGAGAUUACCGCUUAAUCAUCGACAGAGUUUCUUUGGUAACAAUAACACCAAUAGCACAUGGGCGUCUAGCGGCUAUGGUGCGACGCGAUGCAACGUACACGACGGUCCUUCGUCGAACGAGGAGACAACAUUUUUGUGUCAUGGAAAUCACGGGGAGCAAUGCACCGAUGCUAAUACUGGUCUUGCUGGUCUUGCCUUCGCCCUCACCGUACACGCCGUCCUUGAAGGACUUGCGAUAGGGCUGCAAACGCAAAUCGCCGAGGUGUUAUUGCUGACUGGAGCUGUAGCAUCGCACAAGUUUGUCGUCGGCUUCUGUUUGGGAUUAGAAAUGGCGGGAGUCAGCAAAUCUGUGCCUAAAUUAAUAUUUGCAGUUUUCAUAUUCGCCAUCGGAUCUGUCAUUGGAAUCGGUAUCGGCAUGCUAACAUUUCAGGCAAAUACAGAUUGGUCAAAAGUGGUAUUGCCGAUCCUGCAAGGUCUAGCAGGCGGAACUUUGUUAUAUGUUACCGUGAGUGAGGUUCUUCCGAGGGAAAGAACAAAAUGGCAUAAAAGUUUGCGCAAAUUUGCAGGUAUUUUUCAAUUUUUUUCGGUACUUGUCGGAUUUGUCGUUAUCUUUCUUCUUAACAACUAUGUGGGUGAGUGAAUUCUGGUCAUAAUAGAUUUCAAAUUAAUUUGCUAAAAAGAACAUUGUAUAAAAUCUUAAAACCUGAUACAAUUUACGUUGACUUGUAAUAUUUAGUUUAC